Melopsittacus undulatus (budgerigar) is the source of this 641-nucleotide messenger RNA. RefSeq names its product proteolipid protein 2 (gene PLP2). The transcript is spliced from 5 exons. The coding region runs from base 51 to 497 and encodes 148 amino acids. The record is from RefSeq and is a predicted model, not a curated record. Gene Ontology annotation, cellular component: membrane. Lineage: Eukaryota; Metazoa; Chordata; Aves; Psittaciformes; Psittaculidae.
GCUGUGCCCGCUCCCCCGGGUCCCUGUGCCCGGCUCCGCCGCCGCUCGCCAUGGAGCCCAGCGGGACCCACAGUGGGCCCCGGGCCUGCCUCGGGUACUGCCGCACACACAAGGGGCUGGUGAUGCUCGGAGAGAUCUCCCUGUGUGUCCUGGCCCUCGUGUGCUUCGGGGCCUCGCGCACUCCGGGUUACUCGGGGCUGGCGCUGGCGCAGUUGGUGCUGGCGCUGCUGCUGCUGCUGGUGUGGGGCUGCCGCCUGCCCCCCCGCCUGCGCCUCGUGCACUGGGGAUGGACCGACUUCAUCCGCUGCGUGGUGGGGGCCCUGCUCUUCCUCAUCACCUCCCUCAUCGUCAUCAUCGGGCACCGCGAUGGGGCCGGCACCGCGGCCGGGGUCUUCGGGCUCCUGGCUGGGAUCCUGAUGGGAUACGAUGCUUACAUCACGCUGCCGACGCGGCAGGGACCGAGUGCGACCACCACUGAGUCCCCGGAUGGAGCCUGACCGCCCCCCGCCCCCACUGACCCCUCCCAACCCCCCCACGGAGGAGCUCGGCCUUAACUUAUCCCCCCCCCCCACCGCAAGUGCCUUUUCCGUCCCUGCCCCCCCCGGGGGCCGAUAUUUGGGGUAAUAAAGAGGUUUUUUGGU